Messenger RNA from Terrapene triunguis (Three-toed box turtle), 3500 nucleotides. It is a transcript of the gene ZBTB26, whose product is annotated as zinc finger and BTB domain containing 26. The record is from RefSeq and is a predicted model, not a curated record. NCBI's taxonomy places the organism in Eukaryota, Metazoa, Chordata, Testudines, Emydidae. Gene Ontology annotation, biological process: regulation of cytokine production; regulation of immune system process; negative regulation of transcription by RNA polymerase II. The transcript is spliced from 3 exons. Bases 277 to 1596 code for a protein of 439 amino acids. Gene Ontology annotation, molecular function: protein binding.
UCAGGUUUCUUCCUUUUAUAUUGUGGAAUUACAUAAAGUAAAAACUAGGAAAGCUCUAAUUGCUGAAAUUACUUGUAAGAACAAGGUGCAGCCACCCAAGAGAGGAUGAGAAGGGGAAUAAAAGGAUGUUACCCUUGUUAUUGGUUGCAAAGCCACAAAGAAGGAUGGAGCCAAAUGCAGGUAAUUCAUCCAGAAUCUUUUAAACUGGUAACACAUUGAGCAAUUUGCAGAAACUUUCUCUGUGAUGCUUGAACAAGAAAACUAAGAUCUGCCAAAAUGUCCGAAAGAUCAGAUAUCCUUCACUUCAAGUUUGACAAUUAUGGAGAUUCAAUGUUACAAAAAAUGAACAAACUGAGGGAAGAAAAUAAGUUUUGUGAUGUCGUAGUUCACAUAGACAAUGUUGAGGUUCAUGGGCAUAAAAUUGUGUUUGCUGCAGGCUCCCCCUUUUUAAGAGAUCAGUUUUUGUUGAAUGAUGCCAGAGAGGUUAAAAUCUCCAUUCUGCAGAGUUCAGAAGUGGGGAGGCAGUUGCUUUUGUCCUGCUACAGUGGUAUUCUGGAGUUUCCUGAGAUGGAGCUGGUAAAUUACUUGACUGCUGCAAGCUUUCUUCAGAUGAGCCACAUUGUGGAACGAUGUACACAGGCUCUCUGGAAGUUUAUAAAACCUAAGAAGCCAUUGGAGAGCAAGGAGGAUUGUGAACAGCAAAGCGAUUCUUCUGAGUUGAAAGAACACCAAGGAGAUGAGGACUCUCUGCAACAGGAUUCACUAUGUAUUCAAACCUCAGAAGACAGUAUGGACAUGGAAGAUAGUGACAUUCAGAUUGUCAAGGUGGAGUCUAUUGGGGAGGUGUCUGAGGUUAGAAAUAAAAAAGAUCAAACCCAGUUUAUUUCUUCUGAACAAACUGCUUUACAUUCAUCAGAGCCUCAGCACUUUUUAAUCAAUUCCACUGUGGAAAACAGAACGAGUGAAAUAGAACAAAAUCAUCUCCACAACUAUGCCCUUUCUUAUGCUGGCAGUGACAAUUUCAUCAUGGCCUCUAAAGACAUGUUUGGUCCUAACAACAGAGGUAUAGACAAGGGUCUCCAAUGGCACCACCAGUGUCCCAAGUGUACCAGAGUAUUCCGGCACCUGGAAAACUAUGCUAAUCAUUUAAAAAUGCAUAAACUGUUCAUGUGUCUGCUGUGUGGUAAGACGUUCACUCAGAAAGGCAAUCUCCACCGACACAUGAGAGUGCAUGCAGGGAUCAAACCUUUUCAGUGUAAAAUCUGUGGGAAAACCUUCUCUCAGAAAUGUUCUUUACAGGACCAUCUCAAUCUGCACAGUGGAGACAAGCCUCAUAAAUGUAACUAUUGUGACAUGGUCUUUGCACAUAAACCUGUUCUGAGGAAACACCUUAAACAAUUACAUGGAAAAAAUAGUUUUGACAAUGCCAAUGAAAGAAAUGUUCAAGAUAUAACGGUGGACUUUGAUUCUUUCAGCUGUAGCACUGCUACAGACAGUAAGGUCUGUCAACAAGCUGAUGCAAGCCAGAUACUGGAUGCAGGGAAAUUGGCUCAGGCUGUGCUCAAUUUAAGGAGUGAUAGCACCUGUGUUAAUUAAGCAUUCCAAGCAGCCCUUUGUAGGCAUCAUGAAGAAAGGAACAAAAGGUUGGAUUUGGGCUUUCACCAAAGCAGAUGGUAUGCCCUGAAAGGUUGUGUACAGAUUGAAUUACAAAACCUAACAGGUUGUCAGCCUUCAUUCUAGUCUUGUUAUUUUCUGAGACUAGCAAUCCUCAUGCAGGGUUUCUGUCUGUGUCCCUACUGGUGAGCAUGGGGUUAAAUUUUGGAUUUGUUACAUUUUGGAUCAUUUACUCUGAUUUGGAGACAUGGGACUGUCACCUUUUGAAGAACUCUUGCUGUGGGCAGUCAUCAAUUAAACUAUGUGCUGUACAGUUAAGGGCCUGUGUAUGUCUGGGCAGAUAGAAGAAACAACAGAAAGGAUGAGUCUAUGAGAUAAAACCUGACUUUUUCAAAAAGCACUGGAUAACUGAGAGUUAUGUAGUUCAACUGCUAAUUUAUCUGUUAAAACUUCAGUUAUUUGCCUUCCAAUCUUACCCAAAUCCCUAAAGUUAAAAUUAAAUACUUUUUUCCAUGUGUCACUUUUUUGUCCCUUUUAAACUAUGUAAUUGAAUUUUCUCUGCUAAUCAGCCCUACCCCAACCGAUAGCAACUUUCAGGAUUAUUAACAUGGAUGUAUGUUUAUAAAGAGCUAAAGCCCUGAAUGAUCUAGGUGGGUCAGGUAGAUUACAUGGUACUGUUUGUAAAGAAAAUAAAUUUCAGAUUUUUAGAAUAUGAGGCUGAUUGCCUAGGGUCAGGGUAUGACUUCUUCGUUGAUGUAGGGCUACUGAGGAUGUGCUUUCACAGCAUAAUUAGCUCCGGUAAUAACUGGAAUGCUACCCCUAGCUCAACUCCCAUCCACACACGGAAUUCUCUAGCUCAAGUUAAUUGGUGCUUUAAAUUCUAGCUAGCUAGUUGGGAGGGAGGGCGUUUGAAACUUAAGUGAUGUUGAUGCUAAAGCUAGUAACUCUCUGGGGAUGCAACAACUUGAGUUACAACAAGCAUGUAGAGGACAAUAAGAGAAUAAAUAAUACCCAAGGUGGGCUUCUCAAAAAUCAUGCCAAACCAAACUAAUUUCCUUCAUUGACAGGGUUACUGUCCUAGUGGGUAGAGGGGAAGCAGUAGAUGUAUGUUCCCCUCCCUCCAUCUUGAUUUUCAGUAAGGCUUUUGACUUAGACUCACAUGAUUUUUUCAUAAGAAAACUAAGGAAACGUGGUCUAGAUGAAGUUACUAUAUGGUGGAUGCAUAACUGGUGGAAAGACUGUAUUCAAAGAAUAGUUAUCAAUAGUAGCUGUCCAAUUGGAAGGCAGUAUCUAGUGGGGUCCUGCAGGAGUCUGUCUUGUGUCCAGUACUACUCAAUAUUUUCAUUAAUGACUUGGAUAAUAUAGUGUAGAAUGUGCUUUUUAAAUGUGAGGAUUACCACCAAACUGGCAGGGAUUUGUAGCACUUUGGAGGAUCAGAUCAGAAUUCAAAAUGAUCUUGCCAAAUUGGAGAAUUGGUCUGAAAUCAACAAGAUGAAAUCCAGUAAAGUCAAGUGUAAAUUUAGGAAUAAAAAAUCAAAAGCACAUAUAAAACUGGGAAUAACUGGCUGUGAGUUUAUACUGUUGAAAAUGAUCCAGUACUUGUAGUGGAUCACAAAUUUAAUGAAUCAACAAUGUGAUGCAGUUACGAAAAAGGUAAAUAUCAUUCUGGGGUGUAUUAACAGGAGUCCCAUAUGUAACACACAGGAGGUAAUUGUCCCACUUUACUCAGCAGUGAAGAGGCCUCUGUUGGAGUGCUAUGUCCAGUUCUGAGCAUCUCACUUUAGGAAAGAUGAGAACGGGAGAGCAACAAAUUUAUAGAAGGUUUAGACAGGGUCGCCCAGAGGAUUCAGGGGGCCUGGGGUCUUCGGCAGCGGGUCCCGGGGCGG